Messenger RNA from Saccharomycodes ludwigii, 5856 nucleotides. RefSeq lists its product as uncharacterized. The transcript has a single exon. Lineage: Eukaryota; Fungi; Ascomycota; Saccharomycetes; Saccharomycodales; Saccharomycodaceae. The record is from RefSeq and is a predicted model, not a curated record. Gene Ontology annotation, biological process: regulation of DNA-templated transcription; DNA-templated transcription. Bases 1 to 5856 code for a protein of 1951 amino acids. Gene Ontology annotation, molecular function: DNA-binding transcription factor activity, RNA polymerase II-specific; zinc ion binding; DNA binding.
AUGGUAAAAAAAACAAAAGAAAAUACAUCCAUUACUUCUACCACUACUACUCGUAAAAAAAGAGAUCAUGGUAAAUCAUGUUUAGUAUGCCGGAAAAGAAAAAUUAAAUGUGAUAAGACAAAGCCGGUAUGUCUAGCUUGUGUCAAACAUAAAUCUGCCAUGGAUUGUACUUAUAACAAUACUAAAUUUAAAACGGAAAAUAAGUCAAUAGGCAUUAACACUGCUACUACUUCUACCAUUCCUGUCAAGCAUAACGUUGAGAAUGAUGAUGGAACCACAACACAUAUUAAAAUAUCUACAAACAAUAAAAAUCUUGCAGUACCCGCACCCAUAUUUGAUAACAAUAAUAAUGUCGAUAGUAUUAAUAACACCAACAAAAAAAUAUUUUCAAAAAGUUGUGCAAAGGGUACCACUUCAAAAAGUGGCAUGAAAAAUAACAGUACGGACAAAAUAGGGUCUGCUAUUUCAUCGUCAGGAUUCCUCAAAAGUUAUGUUCCCAGUUCAAAUGUGUUAUUUACUACAGAUUCAAACGGCAAUGUCAUGGAAUACAACGAAAAUAACGGCUCCACUGACAAAAAUAUACACGAUAACGGAUUGCCUGCUAAUUCCCGGACUGUCGAAGACACCAGAAAAGUACUUGUAAGUUUUAAUACGGACCAGAACCACAGAACUAUUUCCAAAAAAGUUUUUAGAAGCGUUAGAAAACAAAGAAUGUUGAAGGAAUUCGUCGAGUUGAAAAAUAGGUUUGACCUGUUAGAAAAUCUACUAUUAGCCUCCCUUCAAGAACAACAGGAAGAGGAUGAAGAAGAAGAAGAAAAACAACAACAACAACAACGUCAACCCCAUCCGGAAUCAAUAAUUUAUAAUCAACCACAAAUUCAACAGUCGAUAGUGAGAAGUCAGUAUAGCAGUUCUGCUAAUACCCCCACCAACUGGAACGGUUUAACUGACAGUUGCGAAGAUGAUCCAGAAUUAUUUUUGGCUGACCCUCAAUAUGGAUUAGCAGACCUUCCCAAAAUGAACUUUUACGAUGGGUAUGAACAGGUUAGCGAGCUAUGUAAUAGAUUAACGUUUUCGGGACCAUUAGCCUUUAUAUCUGUUUGUAAAAGGGACCCAUUUGCAUUUGUAUUAGUCACCAUGAUCACCAAAACAAGACACGAAAUCGCAAGACGCUUUGAGACAAAAACACAAGAGAAAUAUGCUAGGCUAAGGGUGACUACUAGGUAUAUCACCCAACAAUUCAAUAUUGAUCCGAAAGUUAGUGUCCAAUCGCCAAUUAGCGUGACUCAUAAUAAUAGUUUUAAUAGUAGUACUGCAAAUGAAAAUGACAAUGAGCAUAUUACCAAUGAUCCGCCAUUAACUACCAGCGAAUUAUCUAUCAUUCCACCACAUUCCACCACUAAUAGUAACACCAAUAGAAACAACAAUUGUACAAAGAAAAAACAAUAUUCCAUAAAUACUGGCAAAGAUAUGCAAAAUUCAUUAAGUGUUGAAGACAACAUACUGAAUAAAAGAGAUAAUUUUACAACGAAGCAACGGAAUGAUUCUAAUAGGGGGAAUGUUACGACCUAUAACACUAGAUCAAAAAGAACAAAUGAUGAUAUUGAUGAUAAACUCAUCGUUUCUAAUAGAAAAAAAAAUAAAACAACUGCAGAAGAGACUGUUAUUACUGUGGACAAGGACAAUACCAAUAAUUGCAAACAAAAUAAUGUUUCUGAAGAAGAAGAGGAAGAAGGAGAAGAAGAAGAAGAAGAAGAAGAAGGAGGGGCUUAUAGAAAUUAUGGCAAGACAGAUAAUGUGAAGAGUCUUAACAACGAAGUAGAUAGUACUCCUCAGCACAAGGAAGAAAUUAUGCUAAAUAAAACAAACAGAACCGAAUACAACAACGAAACAAAUUCGAUAAUGUCUAGCGUAAACCAGACAGAGAGCCCCUAUAGUGGGAAAAAAAAUAUUAACAACAGUAGUAAUAAUACUAAUAAGGAUAGUAACAACAACAAUGUGCCUGAUAACACAUCGGAUCUCCAAAUUAAAGGCGAGGGUGGUAAAGUUGUGGAGACGGUUUUUGAACAAAAACUAUUAGAAAAUGAAGGCUUGGAUGAAAUGGAUUCUAUUUUCCAAGAGGGUAAGAUUGCUAAUAACCCAUUGUCUGUGGAGAACCUAAUAAAUAAACACAACCAUCUAGGGAAUAGAAACAGAUUAAACUCUGAACCACAUUCACAAAAUAGCAACAAAAAUGAUUUUUUUUCUACAAAUAUUUCUGGCAGAUCAAAUACUAUUGCCACGUUAACCGCAAAAGACAACACUUUAAGAGAUUCCUCAAACUCUUCCCAAAAAACAUUAGCUGAGUUUAAAAGUAACUCCGCUCCAGAUAUAAAAAUACUGAAUACGAAAUCUCAAAACUCGACAAACCCAAUUACAAAUAUUCUUGCUUCCUCUAAUACUAAAGGAAUGCGGAAAAGUUUAUCUGAGCACGGUGUUUUGACGGAUAACGCCGAUAAUAGCAUUUCAGGUUCUAGCAACAAACUUGCAGCUUACAAUAACAGUGAUAACUAUGAUGAUAAAACGGCUAAAGGGAAUACUUCGACUGGAAAAACACCCGAUGAAGAUCUAUAUUUGUGGAGAACAUUAGAUUCAGUCUUAACCGCGAUACAAGAACAGAGCAAUAAUAUCAGUACUAAUGGAAAUAGCCAAGCAGCGAGUUCAUCUAAAACUGUUACUGAAAGGGUUCCGGAAAUGAUAUUUGGUCAAAAUAGUAUCUCCAAGGGUAAACAAGAAUUAGAGGUUUUAAUGAGAAUUAGAUCUAUUUUGCCCUCUUCAAAAAUCAUAUGGAUGCACAUUGAUAAUUAUUUUAGGUCCCCAAUUCAUGGGCUUUUCCCAAUAUUAAACGAAGAUUGGUUUAGAGAGGUUAUGCAGACAAUUAUUGGCCUAGAUACAUCGUCGGACCAACAACCCAAAGUCAAUGCAGACAAAAGAUUUGAUAUAUCCAAGUUAGGAUCACUGUUAAUCGUAUUAAGAUUAUCUUAUAUGUCAUAUCCCGAAUCCAUUGAUCUGUGCAAGACUGAAGAAGAAAGGUUUAUUAUAUCCCAUCCAAUUGACAAAGAAUUUAUUGACGUUGCUCAGAUGUGUUUGAACCUUUUCAAGAUGAUGCGAAAGGGCGUUUUGCCAGUGUUGCACUGCGCCCUUUUAUUGAGAGUUUAUCGUCGGUUUGCUGAGGAUGAUGGCGACAUCGUGGAUGGUACAGAUUCUGAAACAUUUACUGGGCUAUUGGUUAAAAUUGCCACCUCCAUUGGUUUAAACACAGAUGUUGCUAAAUCAAAUUGGGUUAAAGAUUAUGCGAUGUAUGUUGACCAAUGGAGAAAGUGCUGGUAUAUCAUAUAUUUUUUUGAUUUUUAUGAGGCCUUAAAUACAGGCAACACAUUUUCUAUUGAUAUCACCACGUUUGAUACUAAAUUGCCAGAGUAUCAAAUGGACCCAGCAACCGGAGAGUAUCCAAAUUUUGUGUUGAAUCCACACCUGGAUGACGUAGUUGUUUGUAACUUUCAGAAAAACUUCCAAAUGACUUUAAUUUGUAGAAAUGUUUUAAAUUCAAUCACCAACAAAAGAAGCAAAGUUUCCUUAAUUGAAUUGCAAUCUAACGUAAACAAAUUGGAUAAUUUUAUCAGAAGGGAAUAUGGCUCCAAUUUGAAAAUUAUUGUUGACAUGCCGAUUACUGACUUGCCCAGCAGCGUUAAGAAGAUUAAUUGCUUUAAAACGUUUGUGGAUUGUAAUUCCUUAAUUUUUAUGGUUUACGUACAUAUGUUUAUUCACAUUGAUAAACAUAUUGGAACAUUGAUUAAGAAUAAGAAUAACAAUAAUAUUAAUGUCAAGGAGUGCAAUUACAAUGAUCCAAAAAAUGAUAUUUCACAACAUCUCAUCAGAUUGUUGCAUCAUUAUCUAAAAAAAUUUGUUGGCUUGUAUGUGGAGAUCGAACCAGUCUUGAUACUAUGUUAUGAUUCUACCAAAAAGGGUGAAUCCAAAAUUGAGGAGAUUUUUGGGAAAAACUCAAAAAAUUUGAUUAUCCAAAGCUGUGAAUAUAUGGUAAUUAGAUUCAUUCAAGGGUUGCACGUUUUACUUUCGAGAUUACUACAUUUGCAUUACAAUUACAUAAAUGUUCCAGACCAAAGAGUCAACUUUAAAGAUCAGAAAAAUUUUGAUGAGAUAAUUCCGACCGUUGCUAAAAUUAUUGGUUGUGCUAUUAGUAAGUUGGCCUAUGUGAACAGUAUUACACGUCUAUUGAGCCAAAAAUACUUCCAAGUUUGGAGAAUGUCUAAGGGCAAUCGUUUUAUGUUUUCGUUAUUGAGUGAUGAAAAAAAUAAUAUAUUUGAUAGGUCUUCAGAGAUUAAUAACGAACACAGACAGGAUUUCUCCAAUAUACCCACUGCGCACGAUUUGAAUCCAUUUAAAGCAUUACCUUAUUACAAUACAUUUCUUUAUUACAGCCUGAAAGAUUUUCAAGAAAUUUUAUCGAUUUUGUCAUCCGUCAAAUGGAAUAUUUUUUCUAAUGUCAUGGAGCCCGCAGAAAUCGAAGAAGCUUACAAUUUUAGAGAUGUAGAUGUGAAAUCGUUCAUGAAUAUCGCCACAAAGAGAGCUAAGAAUACUGAUAGAAAUAAGAAAACUAAAAAAAAAAGGGAAAAGAAAAAUUCGAGCGGAAGUUCCGAACCUAUUAUUUCAACAAAUAUGGAUAAAAAUAAUAUUGAUGGUCAAAGUAUCGGGGGCGGAAAAAAACCUGAUAAGGCUAAUGGCGCUACUUCUUUUACAGGUAUAUCUUGCGAUAAUAAACCAGAAAGCCCCAGCCGUUCAACUUUUAACAAUCUUACCAGCUCUUUCAGUGACCCUCAUAGUAAUUGUCCUCCUAAGAUUGAUGAUGCUAUCGAAUCAGAAGAUUUUGAGGGUAAGCAACAGGCAAAACAGAAUGACUCUUCCUCUUCUAUCACACCCACUACGGUUGAAACACAAAUGAACUUGCCCAUUGAUGAAAUUGACCAAUUUUGGUUUAACACCGUACUAAAUCAAACCAACAACAAUUUAUUUUGGUCAAAGGAGUCUGGUUUUACAGAUAAUUUACAUCCUAUUUUACAACAACAACAACAACAAGAACCGCGGGAAACUGAAUCGAUUUUCGAUGAAUGUAUACCAGCUUCUGUCUCUAACGACGGGCAAAAAUUUGAGCAAAGCAUUGCUGAACUUCAAGAGGGAGAUGUAUCUUUGAAGCAAUCGCCAUCACAGCAACAACAAAAAACAUUAAAAAUUGGGAGUGAAUUCCAAUUUUCCGAGGAUGGUAUUAGAAAACCAUUGCAAUCAGUUAAAUAUUAUCCAUCAGAAUCUGAACAUGUUUCUGGUGGGGACAACCCUAUUUAUAAAUACGAUGCUACGGCUGGUGUUGGCUUAGACGAAUUGUUUAAUAAUAAAUACUUGCUAAGGGCCCAUGUUUUACAAAAGAUCCAGGACUUGAAAAAUAUUGCUAUUGUGAAUCCGCCGACUUACCAUAGAGGACAAGCAACUAAUAUUGAUGCUAAGGCGGAUAAUCCAAAAAAACGCAAGGCAGUUGUAAAUGAUAAUAGUGUGUUAGAUGAUGAUAACAAGAUUAGUAAAAGCGCGACAAACGUCGACAGAGUUAAUAAUAUUGAUAGUAAUGGUGAUCAACGAACAAGCAAUGGGCUUGUUACGGAACCAAACCCUACUACCUCUAACAAUCAUAGCAUCGAAACACCAAGUAACGCUAAUUAUGGGAGAUUUGAUCCGACAAUGCUACAAGAUCUUUUUAACACUGACUUAUUUUUCCCUAAUCCAAACCCAUAUUUUGGUGAUGAUAUAUAG